Molecule: messenger RNA, 897 nt
Organism: Purpureocillium lilacinum
Lineage: Eukaryota; Fungi; Ascomycota; Sordariomycetes; Hypocreales; Ophiocordycipitaceae
Source: RefSeq, a predicted model, not a curated record
AUGGCGUCCCCAAUCUCCCUCGCCCUGUCCAACCCAGACGACGACAAGUCGCUGGUUCUGAUCGCAAACACUCUCCAGGACUUCGUCAACGGCAUCGUGGCCGCCGCCGCGGCCGCGCAGGACAUCGACAAGGUCAUCGUCGACGAGUGCCAGGCGGAUGACCCGCAGCCGUCGGGAUGGCAGAAAUACCUCUGGAACUGCAUCGGCAAGGCCGCCAUGGAGAUACCCGCCGACCAUCCGGGACAGGACCGCCUCGUCCGCCUCUUGCAGGAGCUUCAGCGCCUUCCACGACACGGGGUGCCGGAGAAAGUAGGCGAUGAGAUCUUCCAGAAGGAGCUCUGGGUCCUCACUCCCGAGAACAAGUACGACGGCCUGGAGCAAUGGCUCUGGGAGCUCGAUCAAGGCUCAUUCACGGGCACGCAGCAGGUUGAGAGCUCUGAAGCAGCUGCCACAUCUUACGUCAACUUCUCAGCCUUUCUUGCACGCCUUCUCCACAGCGAGGUUGUCGAGGCCACGCGUCUCUGUGCUCUCAUCAGGCCCUCGCCCUUCGCGACCGGCAACCCGCUCACGAGCACGGCGUAUCCUGACGCCUCUGAGGCUGCGCAGCACUACGAGCCGUGGGCUGUGGCGGCCGGGCAGUGGAUCCUGCACGCGGCGGAGGUGCUCUAUGAGAUGGGCGAGAAAGAGACGCUCACGGAGAUUGGUAGGCAGAAGUGGACGCCGGCGCUCUGGAACGGGUGGAAGUCCCGAUUCACUGCCGUGGCAAACGCGGAGGAGUUCAGCAGCAAGGCCCGCGAGGUCGCCUCUAAGGCGCUGGAGAAGAUGGCGGAGGUGGAGAGGGAGGGAGUCACGACGAAUGUGGUUGACACCUUUGGCUUCAUCUCCUUGAAGGAGUAA